AUGUGCUUGAGGAAUUGCCAGGUGGAGGAACAGGAAAUGUUUAUCGGCGGCUGUUCACUGGCUGUGAGCCGCCUCUCGUUCAAGCUCCCGCACUGCGGAGUCCACGACUCCUAUGUCCUCUUACUGGGUUACAGCAGGGUCCUGGACCUUUAUAGUGACCCUCGAGAUUCACGGAGCUUAGCCUUUAGCCUCUCCCAGUUCACGCAACUCCCAGCUCUGUCCAUGCUGAGCCUUCUGUCCAGAGUGAUUCAGUCCUCCUCCCGCCUGCACCUUGAGGGCCGGGGGAUAAAGUUGCUACAUUUGAAAUGCCAUCAUAGAGAUGAGGCCGAGAUCAUCUGUCACAAAGUUGAAGUUAAACUCAGCAAGAAACAUUUUCCUUCUCCCCAUACAUGCAUUACUGAGCUCAGGACUUCUCACUGGGAAGAAGCCAUCCAGGAAACAGUGGGUGGGGCAGCCAACAGGAAGUUGGCUGAGGAAUGUUAUUUCCUGUGGAAAUCUACUCGUUUACAGCAUAUGACACUAGCAGAAGACAUCAAAGCCAUGCUCACUGAACUUCGAAAGGAGGUCCACCUGCUCUUAAUGAAUGGAGACAGACAAAGCCAGAGGGAGGAGACUGAGGCUUGUGCCUGCCAGUCCUAUUUUGAUGCUAUUGCUGUAGGUCAAUAGUAGAAAGGUGAGAAACCAGACCCUUCCAUAUUUUAUUACUGCUGUUACCUUCUUGGGGUGCAGCCUGGAGACUGGAUGGUUGGUGAUACGCUAGAACCCAGUAUACAAGGAGGCCUUGUGAUGGGUCUCAGCUCGGGCCUGCGGGAGCGGGAGGAAGGAAACAGGGCCUCACAGCAAAGUACGUUAUAAAAAGGGAGACUUGACUUCAGCCGGCCGGCGACUGCCAGGGAGCAAGCUCUCUAAGUGCAGCCCGAGCCCCUGUCACAACAUCCUUUCAAGCAUUUUUAACGCAUCCUGCUUAGUUUUUGCAACUUUUCCACCUUCCCCUAAAUUCUGCAAGCUAUAUUCCUUGUUUAAUGCUCGGGGGGCUUAAGUAUCCUGCUUUGCCCACCUGCUGCAGGAAGCGUGUGA
This is a messenger RNA of Manis javanica (Malayan pangolin), 1077 nucleotides long. It is a transcript of the gene NANP, whose product is annotated as N-acylneuraminate-9-phosphatase. Gene Ontology annotation, molecular function: N-acylneuraminate-9-phosphatase activity. NCBI's taxonomy places the organism in Eukaryota, Metazoa, Chordata, Mammalia, Pholidota, Manidae. The record is from RefSeq and is a predicted model, not a curated record. Gene Ontology annotation, biological process: dephosphorylation; N-acetylneuraminate biosynthetic process.